UGUACGCAGACGGUUCCGGCUUCCGGUUUGGGUGCCGCUGCAGCUGGAAAAAAUGGCUGCUGACACUGGACGUUACAGGGGAGCUAUCAACAAAAACAAAGACCCCUCUGGUCUUCUCAUCUCUGUAAUAAGGACUCUGUCCCGCAGCGAUGAUGUCCAGGACAGGGAGACAGAAAAGGGACGUCUCGAGGAUGCCUUCGAGACGUGCGAUCGCGACGUGGACGAGCUCAUAGUGCAGCACUUCGCCGAGCUCACCACCGCCAUCCGGACGUACCAGAGCAUCACCGAACGGAUCACCACCUCCCGCAAUAAAAUCAAACAGGUGAAGGAGAACCUUCUGUCCUGCAAGAUGCUGCUCCACUGCAAGCGUGACGAACUGAGGAAGCUGUGGAUCGAGGGAAUCGAGCACAAGCAUGUCCUGCAGCUCCUGGAUGAGAUUGAGAGCAUCAAGCAGGUGCCGCAACGCUUGGAGGUCUACAUGGCCAGUAAGCACUACCUCCACGCCACGGACAUGCUGGUGUCUGCCGUGGAGUCUCUGGAGGGCCCCCUGCUGCAGGUGGAGGGCUUGAGCGACCUGCGCCUGGAGCUCCACAGCAAGAAGCUCAACAUCCACCUGGUGCUCAUCGACGAGCUCCACCGUCACCUUUACAUCAAGUCCACCAGUCGCCUGGGACACAAGAACAAGGACAAGAACGUGCCGCGCUUUCCAGGCUCUGCGGGCAAGGACGCGUGUCCCAUGCCGGCGCUGGACGUCAGCGGUCUUUCCACCCCGCGUAAACUACUGGAUUCGUCAAAAUUCAGCACACCCGGAUCGAGCAGCGUGCGUGAGCUUCAACAAGACGUGCGAGAGUCAAACCUAUUAGACCUCCCGGAGGUGGACCCGGAGGAGAACAGCGCAGAGUUCAUGGGCAUCCUCAUAAAGGCUCUGGCCAAGUUGAAGAAGAUCCCAGAGACCAUCAAAGCCAUCAUGGAGCGGCUGGAGCCAGAACUCAAGCAGAUAGUCAAGAGGUCUACCACGCAGAUCGCGGACCAUGCUUACCAGAGAGGAGAGAACCUGGCUCAGGAGAGUCAACCAAGGCUUCUGCUGGAGCUGCUGGAGCUCCUCUUUGACAAGUUUAAGGCGGUGGCGCAGGCGCACAGCGUCGUGCUGGCCCACCUGCAGCGCAUCGCCGUGCAGUGCCCGGGCAGCGCCCACGAGGAGGGCAUCAAGCUGUACGAGCAGGCCGACGUCUCUGCCAAGAUCCAGACUGUGCUGCAGGUGCUGCUAAUGGAGUAUCUGGAUGUGAAGAACAGCCGCAGCGCUACGGAGCCGUCGGCCCAGCUCGCUUACGCCAGCACGGGAAGCGAGUUUGCCGCCUUCUUUGCCAAGAAGAAACCGCAGCGCGCCAAGCAGUCGCUCUUCAAGUUCGAAUCGUCGUCCCAUGCCAUCAGCAUGAGUGCCUACUUGAGAGAGCAAAGACGAGAACUCUACAGCAAGAGUGGAGAGCUACAAGGCGGUGCCGAUGACAACCUGAUGGAAGGCGGAGAAAUGAAGUUUGUGUGUAAGCCGGGAGCGAGGAACAUCACUGUCAUCUUCCAGCCUCUUCUCAGGUUCAUUCAGGAGAUCGAGAUGAACAUGGGCGCGGGCCAAGCCAAGCAAUGCCAACUCCAAACCUUCCUGACGUACUACAUCAACGACCUUUUCCUAAACCAGGUGCGCACAGAGAUCAACAAAGAAAUCGAGGCAGUGAGCAAGGUGGCCGACCCUUUGAAGAUCCUCGCCAGUGCUGACACCAUGAAGGGUCUGGGUGUGCAGAGACCCAUGCUCCAGAGCACCGUGGUGGUGGAGAAGUCCAUCCAGGAUCUGAUGAAUCUCAUGCAAGACCUGAGCGCCUACUCUAACCAGUUCCUGGAGAUGAUCUGCGACAAGCUCAAAGAGUAUAAAGAUAUCUGCAACACAGCCUACAGGGCAAUAGUCCAGUGUGAGGAGAAGCUGACCAUCAGCGCUUCCUGGUCCAAAGACGAGGACAUCAGCCGCCUGCUCCAGUCGCUCCCCAACUGGGCCAACAUGGCCCAGCCCAGACAGACACGGCAGAAGCGAGAGGACGAAGAGGACUUCACCCGGGCGGCGUUUGCCAAGGAGUCGGAGGUGCUGACGGGCAACCUCGGCGACAAGCUCAUCCCCCAGAACGAGAUCCUGCGCGACGUCAGCGACCUCAAAUCUCUCGCUAACCUCCACGAGAGCAUGGAGUGGCUGUCCGGACGCCUCAAGGCCUUCUUCGCCAGCCUGCCUCAGGGCUCCGGGUUGUCGCCGUGCUCGUUCGACAGCCAGGCGAUGGGCGACGGCGAGCGCAGCCGGGAGCAGAUACUGCAGACCCUCGGCGACCUGUGCAGGGGCUUCCAGGAAAUCGGCAACCGCUGCCUCCUCACGCUGCACCUGGAAGUCAGGGUGCACUGCUUCCACUACUUGAUCCCGCUGACCAAACAGGGCAACUACGCCAUCGUUGCCAACGUGGAGAGCAUGGACUACGACCCGCUGGUGGUCAAGCUCAACAAGGACAUCUCGGCCAUCGAGGAGGCCAUGGGGGCCGCCCUGCAGCAGCACAAGUUCCAGUACAUCUUUGAAGGUCUGGGCCACCUGAUCUCCUGCAUCCUUAUCAACGGCGCCCAAUACUUCAAGAGGAUCAGCGAGUCCGGCAUCAAGAAGAUGUGCCGGAACAUCUUCGUGCUCCAGCAGAACCUCACCAACAUCACCAUGUCCCGGGAGGCCGACCUCGACUUUGCCAGGCAGUACUACGAGAUGCUGUACAACACGGCGGACGAGCUGCUCAACCUGGUGGUGGACCAGGGCGUGCGCUACACGGAGCUGGAGUACAUCAACGCCCUGUCGCUGGUGCACCGGAGCCAGACGGGCGUGGGCGACCUGAGCACCCAGAACACGCGGCUGCAGCGGCUGAAGGAGAUCGUGUGCGAGCAGGCCGCCAUCAAGCAGGCCAGCAAGGACAAGAAGAUCACCACCGUGUGAUCGGACCACCGGCUCAUCUCAAUUUUUUCUCAAUCUCCGGCGAACGGCUGCUUUCCAUUACGUCCUUAUCUCCCCGGGAAGGCCUCCCACGGGCCCGCUCCGCCCGCCCGCAAUCAGACACAGUAUGUCAAAUGAAAGCCAGUUGGCAACUGUUCCCGCAGCGGACGACGUGUACAGUGGUGCCUUGAGAUACAAGUUGAAUUUGUUCACGACCCCAAAAAAAAAAAUGUCAUAACGUAGUUUCCGUUGAAAAUGUUAGGUCCAUUUCGCCCUUGCCCAAAGGAAAACAAUUUUUUAGUGUGCUUUAAAUGAGAAAAAUAGCAUUGAUCGAUGUGUUCUUUCACCAAAGAGCAUAAAGUCGUGGUAUAAUUGAAUAGAAUUAAAAAGCAAUCAGCACACUUUUUUCCGGUGUGUACAUAUGUACGGCAAUAUGUAGCGAUAAACUGCUCGGCAUUAUUUUCUUUUUCCAUCUUCCAAACAGCUCUUUGCUGUAAAGUGAGGUCAGUCACUGUCUGCCCAAUGACAAUUUGUAUCUCAAAAAACUUCCAAUUCGGGUCACUCGUAUGUCACGGGGCCACUCUAUAUACUGUAGUGCCAAACAUAGAGAAAUACUGACAUAUUAAAACAGUAAUUGGAACAACCCA
Molecule: messenger RNA, 3648 nt
Organism: Syngnathoides biaculeatus (alligator pipefish)
Lineage: Eukaryota; Metazoa; Chordata; Actinopteri; Syngnathiformes; Syngnathidae
Gene: exoc4
Product: exocyst complex component 4
Exons: 20
Coding region: 53-3004 (983 amino acids)
Biological process (GO): exocytosis; Golgi to plasma membrane transport; chemical synaptic transmission
Cellular component (GO): exocyst; growth cone membrane; synapse
Source: RefSeq, a predicted model, not a curated record